UGCUAGAAGUGGCGGCAUCACAGGUCCUCAGCAGAGAAGGAGUAACAGGUACAAAUGCCUGCUUUUGAAGACUCGGUGUGGUGCGAUCUUGGCACUCCAGGGACACUGAAGAAGUGUUCUAAAGAAACUGAUUUAGGAACAGUCAUGCAUCAGCGUCAGAGCUUUAGAGUGCAGUGUGUAUGAAUGUGUGGAGAAAUUAAGAGCUGGAUGAGCUUAAAGAGACUAACGAUCAAAAAGUCAGAAGACUGCUUCAUGAAACAAACAAAAAUCAUCUUCUGAAGCUGCAGUCAUUGGCUCCCAUCCAGCAGCUAAAUGCCUCCAUUCUUCUCUAAGACGCCUAGACGCAGACGGCUUUCGGAGACGUGGCGUUAGCACUGAGAAGGAGGAUUUGUGGAUGGGUCAUUCUCUCUUCCCUCACUUCGUGACAAAGAAACGCCUGUCCACUGUUGGCCUGACGACUGAAGAGAAGCUGCCCAUGAAAAGGCAAAAAGUCUGGCUUCAUAAGUCCAUGGCUUACUGUUGCAGAGAGGUCACAGCCAGCCUGUCUUGAUCUUUGGCCAUUUGCGGAGAUGGACGUCUUUGGCAACAAGUUACAGCAGAAGGCUCUGCAGCAACCUAAGCAGAAGAAAUCCAAGUCGGCUGAAUUUCUGAUGGGGAGCGAGGAGAGAGCUGCUGUUGUGGGCAUAGAAAAUCCUGCGUUCAAUGGAGAAGGAAGCGCCGCGCUUUCCAAUUCUCCGAGUUGGCUGGGGAGAAAAAUGCGAGGUGACAGGCCAGAUAGCACCCUUGCAGCUCACCAAAAAAAAUUGGAGCUGCAAGCCCCUGCCAGUGAAAGAGGAAAUGAACGUGUUCGAAAUUACUUUGACCCGCCACCGCCAGAACAGACAGACCCAAGGCAAUGCGAGAUGGCUGGGGUCAGCGCCGAAGAUGAGCUGGAAUUAAAAAUACUGAAGGCAGAUGAAAACAGACUGUAUGAAAGAAUGACGGCAUUGCUGAAUGAAGAUGAAACCUUUAUAAACAUACCUGGUACGCUGCAAGCCUCGAGGGAUGAGGAGGUGUUGGAGGUGAAGGCGGGUGAUCUGGUGCUUCAGCGGCGACUGCUGCUCCACAGUGGUGGUGGUGAUGCCUCGGGCCCCAGGCCCUCCCAGGCCCAUACCAUUGCCAAACCACAGGCAGAGAGUAGUGCUUGGCUGGGAGGAGAGGCUGGACUCCAAGCAGGGAGGAUGGUAACAGGCAGGGAAAGUGCUGUAAAAACAAGAGCAGCUGAGGAAGUGAUCCCCUGCUACGCCCAGCAGCUGAGGGAGCGUGUGCGGCCUGACAUGAUCACGCUUGGCAGCCUUUCACUGCAGCAGCAACCAGAUCAGAAGGGAACCCAGGAACAGAGUGAGUGGGCAAAGAGAAAAAAAAGGCUAAUGGCUUUUUUCACUGGCAAUGUCGAGGAACCCAGUUCACAGAAGGACAGUGAUGAAGUGUUAAGACCCCAGCCCAGAAUGAACACAUUGUUUCAGUGCAAAAACCUCGACAGCCUGUUGAUCAGAGCGCUCGGCGAAGGCCGAGAAGAGGCGGCGGCCAAAGAGCUCCCACAAUCCUCCUCUUCAGCAUCACGGCCCUCGUGGCAGGGGGACCAGGGAGCCCUUCCUCAGUCUAUAGAGGUGUGUGUAUGUUGCCUGAGAGCGGCAAGAGACAAGCUUCCGCGAGGUCUCUACUCUAUCAGAGUGGCACUUCAGAGCACUUUAGGAGGUUCUUCUCUUCACCUGCGCAGUUCGAAAGAGCAAACCUGGUCGGCGUCUACUGAGCCAGUCGAGCACCGAGGCCGUUUCUACGACAAUGACCUGCAUAUUAACCAGAGCGUCUUCAUAACUAGCUUACCUGCCACCUCUGAAAUCAACCCCUCCAUGGUUUUGCUGUUCCAACUGAUCAGCCUACCUGGACACAGUAGCCAUUUUAGCUCUGUACUGGCCUGGGGAGUAUUUCCUAUAUGCAGCAUGAGCCUGAGUCUGGUCCAGGGCAGAUUCAAAACUCCACUGAUCAGGGGGGAGCCCAGCCCACAGCUGGACCAGUUUAAAAAAAUUGAAGCUAUCAUCUCCUCCGAUCUAGACCACUGGCUGUGCAACCUGUAUUUUCAGGUAAAGAGAAUUCCACUCGGAACAUCCGGAGUGACAGAGCUCUUUGUUGCACCAUCGAGAUCGCUCUCCAACCCUAAAAUCGUAUCCAAACCCGAGGAUCACCAUGACCCGACCCUUACGCAGCGACCCACAGCCCAGUCUCAGAUUUGCCCGCAUCCCCUUCUUCUCCAGUCCCAGCAGCAUCUGCACGUCGGCCCCGGCUGCAGAGCGGGAGAGUCCGCGGUCGUGCUCUCUCAACACGGUUCACCUCUCCACCUGUCAGCUGAUUCCGCUUGCUCUUCUUCAUCUCUGCCAGGGAAGAACGACUCCCCAGAAGUCUUUUCGGGAAGUGCAGUAGAGAAGACCAAUCCGUGCCGGGAGAAAGCAGAAGUUGGCUUCCAGUACAAGAAGAAGCCAAUCAAGAAGACAAAUAGCUGCGGCCCCAGCAUGAGCGGCAGAAGCGCGCCGCCUCUCCAGGCAGACAAACAGAAGAUGCAACCAACAGAGGAGAACCUCUCCAUGGAGGAGAUGGAAGGAUAUACUUUCUUUUUACAAACAUCACCAACUACACCGAGGUCACGUCCCCCACGACUGUCGGAUCGAGCCCGACUCGCCCUGCGCAUGCUGCCGUCCGAGCUCGGCCUGCCAUUGUCGUGGCAACAGCAACAACCGCACAGACGCUGGCAUGACUCCGUUCAGCAGCUCGGCCUCAUUAUUCUGCUGCUGGCUUUGAUGUGGUUUGUGAGGCUUUACCUGCAUUACUGCAGCCAGUGGCUCUACCUUCAGGCCAUUGCUGUUCCUGUCAACAAAUUUCACUUCCAUGCACACACAGUGGAUCUCAUCUACCAGAGCUCUUUGCUCCACACCCGAGAGGAGCUGGCAAUGGUGGUGGUGGGUCCCCUGACCUUGAACGCUGUAACGUUCCUGCUGGUUCUGAUCAGAUGGGGCUGUCAGCUGAUAUUUGGCUCACUCCCUUCCUUCACGUCAAAUUUUAUCAUGGCUCAGGGAGUGUGGACAGUCCUCGACCCCCUGGCAGUCUUUGCUGUGGACGCCGUCCUCGGGCAUUUGGCCUACAGUCCGGACACACCAGUAGGAGAUGCAGCCAAGCUUUACUGGCACUUCUAUAGAGCCGACGGAUCCGGUGCAGCAGGAGUGAUCAUCACUCUGUUCCUCUACGCGGUCCACGUCCUUCUCUCCAUCACUAUUCUCACUAUUUACCUGCUCAGAUUCCACAACGAUGGUCGCAUGUUGGAUGUCUACCAGCGACUCACCGCCAAAGAGGGCGUGUAUUUCCUGCCUGAAGACCUCGAGUUGUCAAAUCAGGAACUCAGCUACAUUGUCAAAAAGGCAGAGCAGUGGAGAGGCUUCAAUGGAGAGAGACGUAAGGUGGCGGUUUAUGACUCUAUCUGGACAGCAGAGGACUUUCUCUCCAGCCCCUCUGCCCCCGGUGAUGAGCCUCACACUGAGGAUGGUUUGCCACCAGAGAGCGAGACCAGCACUCAUGUCGUAAUCCAAACUCUGUACCUGAGUGGGCUAAAACAGAGAUACAGACACUUCCUCCGACAACCUGAUGGGACUAUCAUUGAGGUGAUUGGUGAACUACAUGGAUUGGACAAUGCAACCAAGGAGGUGCCUUCUUGCCUGCAUCAGAGCUCAUCCCGUCAAAGAGAGGACAAGGCGGGUGCCAGCAUCUCCCUCCAGCUACGGAAACGCAAAAAACUGUUUGGCCGGUCCAAUCGUGUGGAGCCGAUCGCAGGCAGUGGAUGUGGCUCGAGUUUUGCAAGACUGCCAGACCUCCCUCAGUAACAACGAAGACCACGUGAAGAUUUGAUUGUGUUCUUACACAUUAGUCAAUAAUAUUUUUGACACAGAAAUUUCAGUGUUUCUAGAUAGCAACAGCUGUUUAUUACAAAAACAUUUAUUUAUGCUAAGUAUAAUGCUAGGCUAAUGUUAGCAUGUUUACUCAGUUUUUUUUUUACGUGAUUUGCUGAUUGCUUGGGUUGUAGUCGUUUGGAUGCAAAUUUUGUGGUAACAAAGAAAAAUGACUCAACUUCAUCAACGUUUUACUUUCCUUUGAACUUUGUGACAUUUAAUGACAAGUGUUUGACCACUUUACAUGACAGCGACACAAAGGUGGUAAUACAAAUAUUAAGGAAUUCUUAAAGAUUGUUUGGGAAAAUCAAUACCUUUUGUAUCAACAAAGUUUUGUUCAAUAAUAGUCAUGAGAAACAGGCUGUGCAAAUUGUGACUGCAUUCUGCUGACGAAAUUAAAAGAGUCGGUACGGGUAGAUGCGUUCAGGCAGGGAUUCCAGUAGAGAUCCUAGAUCCAAUUUUGGAUCAAAUGUAGAAAUCUCCACUGACACAAAACAUGGACACAAAAUGUACUUUUUUGAGUACAUUUUGUGGUGCUGUGGGUUGCAACAUUUUGUCUCUGAGAUUCUAUGCAGGCAAACCCUACUGACAAGUCAUCUGUGACCUAACAACGUCAAUAAACACUCGGACAACUCUCUUAACAGUUGCAUGCUGUCAGGUAUCGCACACUGCCUCAGCUGAAUGAAAUAUGAAGAUUCCUAAAGUCACUAAUCAGAAGACAAGUGAUAAAAUAUCAAUUUUGGCCUCACAUUAAACAGGAUAAUUUUCAGGCCAGCUUGAUUUGUAUUGAAUAUGUGUCUGCUGGCCGGUGCUUAGUGUAAUGAACUGGCUCACAAAUCAGGCUGUAAUGGCCGCCUACUUACACAUAUUGCUUAAUUAACGGUUGUGAGCUUAUUAGCAUGUGUCUCUGGCGCAGGGUGCAGGAUGAUGGGGAGCACGACUGAUGUCGUUCAGAGCUUUUUAUGGAUGGCUAACCUAUCAUACUAAAGCCAUCGCCCCUCUAAAAUCUGAUCUUAAUAACCUGUCAUUUUCAUUGAUGAUGAUUUCCCCUUUAUGGCUGGCCAUUACGGAUCAAGUCCGGGGUCUCGUCGAAUGGUCAUAGCGGCCAUUUGUGCUCAUCAUUAUCAAGAAUAUGCCUUACUUUGGCCUUGAAGUUGCUGCUCACCUCCAUGUUUAAACCAUCAUAGCUGUGGCCCUGGGGUGCCAGGGACACUGCAUAUGGACACACACAGCACAGCACACUCGCAUAUAUUGAAUAUCCAUUCAGCUCCAAAAGGCAGUUGGGCCUUCACAGUCUUAAAAUAGAGAAAACGAAACCAAAGAAAUGCGUUAAAUUGAAGUACAUUCUUUUCUUCUUUUUUUUCUUUUAUAUAACAACUGGAUUUAAGUCUGGAAUUUGAGUAGGUUCUAACACAUGGCCAUGCUAUGAUGUGAAACAUCCAAAAAUAGCUCUGGUUGUACGUUUUGGGUCACUGCCCUGCUUGAAGGUGAACCUCUGCCCAGCCUAAGUUCCAGGAUGAAGACUGGGCUUUAAUUUGCAUCCCAGGUUGAACAAAAGCAUCCCAACAUCUCAAUGCUGCCAAAGCCAUGUGUCACCGUGGAGAUGGUGGAUUGAGAUUGACACGGAUUGUCAUUUUUUAGCCACAUAUAAUCUUGUAUUCCUGUUUCAUGUAAAAACAGAACAGAAUAUUUUAAAAUUGUAACAUGGAAAAUAUAGAGUAAAAUUGAAUGAAUGCUUGCACAAGGCACGUUACAGAAUAAAGGAAAUGCUUUGUACUGGCUACAAAGUGUCUCAGUAUUUAGAAAAUCGCUAUACAAUUGAAAUAUAUUAUGAUUACACCUCUAAGAUGCUUGUGAAAUCAUUAAGCUUAGCUGAUUCUAGAGAUCAUUUGGCACUACAUACUGUAUAUAUUUUUUUUCAUCUUGCCCUCUUGUUUGUGUGACACUAGCCAGAGCCAGUUAGGCUAGUUAGGAAUGACUCUAUUAACAGUGACAGCGCUACACCCCCCAAUUCAAUCAAUCCUCUAAUGAACAUUAAGCAGAAAUUCUCCCUUUCAGAGAUGAAGCUUUGCCUUUCUCUAAAUACUCUACCUUUGUCAUCUUACCAAUUUACUCAAACUAGUGGGUUAUUUUUACUUGCACUAUUCCUCUAUUUAAAAGGGCAACAUGAUCAUGUUUUUUUUCUUUUUAAUUAUUCAACACAAGAAAAAUAUUUGAUUGUUGUGUUCAUUUCUUUCAUGUAUGUCUUUGAUGUUAUUUCCCCUCUGCCGUCUUUCUCAUUUUAUAUUUUGCUAGAGAAUCGCCAUCUUUCUUUACUCAAAACCAUCAAAACAAUGCCCCAUGCAAUUUGUUCAAAACUGAGGGAAGCGCAGGUACAGAGGGGGAAGGAGGGGAGCCAAAGGUAAUUCACAGGUUCAAAUAUUUGAUUGUUAAUGACAAACACCACUUCGGUGCAAUUUAAAUUUCAAAUUGAUCCCUGGGAGAAAUUAUUUCUGAGGGAGAAAAACAUGCCGCUAGGUCUGCGCGCCACACAUAUGCUGAUUUAAGUUAAAAGAAAACCUUUUUACAGAGCUAUCAUAUGGGAGCUGCAACUUUUUGAAGUAGGUGCCCACAUAUGCUCGAAGCCAGCCCGAACCUGGGGAUCUUUCUGGAGAGUGAGGAAAGAAGGGGUGGGGGUAAAAUAAAACAUAAGAAGAAGAAAAAAUAACACUUUGACUAAUUCUAUAUUUAUGUAGCCCUCAGCUCGAGGUGUUCACAUAAAACAGUUUGUAUUCAGAAGUGCUACGGUGAUCGUUACGCUUCUCGUUGAGAUCGGCGACUCUCCGGGCAAGGUUGGCGGCUCCGGCUCAGACUGAUUCAGUUGAAUUAAAGUUGCCCAACUAAAUAGAUGGGAUUUCAACUCAUACUUUUCAUCCUGUGUGUGUGUUUUUUUUAUUAUUAUUAAUAAUUUCAAACCUUCUAUGAUUGUUUUCAGGGCAAACACUUCUGUUCUGUAUUUCUUUUGAUUGGGAAUACUACUGCACUUUUUGCUAACAUGUCAGUCUUUUUUUAUUUGAAGCUGAAAUAUAACUAUGCGUUUUGGCAACUUUUUGAUCAAUGAAAGUCCCUCAAGGAAUUGGCUCAUGCAUAAAAGAACUUAAAAAAAAACCAUGGUUGUAUGUAAAAUAUGUCAACAUAAAUUUUUUAUAUAGUUUAAAAAUUAAUAUUUUUUAGCUGUAGCCUACUUAUUGCAAGUUGGGCCAAAUUAAUUUACUGAAAAAGGUCAACACUCCUUUCUUUGCACCAGAAUACAAGUAUCAUAGCGGCAUACCAUUCAAUAAAAAUCAAAGCAAAUUUAAAUUCUCCAUUGAGUUUAUCUGUCAAACCUGUAUUCCUCUCCACUGACCCUGAACUUGAUUUCCUGGUGCUUAAGUCGAAGAAGACGCGUGCGGCUGCAGCGAGCGACGACGUCGACGCCGUGCCAUAUUUUUGUGGCAUCUGGAUAGAGACGCUACAUUUACACACAUAUUUAUUUAUUUUUCCUCUACCAGAGCUUGGUCAGGGGAGGCAGAUGUCCUGCUCACAGAAAAAAAUAAUAAUAAUAAUAAUUUGCAGUGAAAAGGGGCGAUGGGGGUGAAGGGAAAAAAAAUAUGAAUAUGCAAAUCUUGUCACAGUGUGGAACCUUGUAAUGAGUGGGAAAUGUUUUCGCCAUCUUUCAUUAUGCAGAGGUCAUUGCUUAAUGCCAGGCAGCUGGGCCAAGCUUCGUCUCUCUGAGCCCCCCUUUACCCCCCACCCACCCAUCCACCCUUACCCACAAAUUCUCCUGUUGUCUUAAAAAAAAUACUUGAACCAAAUAUUCUUAGCAACAACUCUGCAUGUUGCUCUUCUUGGAAGAAAAGCUCAUAGUUACAACUGAUUUUUGAGAAGACUUCAUGAAUAAAAAGGUUGCGCUAUUGAAACAUACUUACCAGUUAAAUAAAAUAUCUAUAAAUGGGUAUUUUAGUCGUACAGCCAAAGUUAAAGUAUGACACUUCACACGCCGUUUACCUUUUUAUAGCGACUACUCCUUUGUAUGGUAUACUGCACACUAGAAACUAUUCCAGGGAACAUCUAUCUCAGCAGAGAUAGAGAUUUUAUGGGUCAAUCCAACAAACAUUUGAAAAUAUAACCAGCAGAAUGGAUGACUUGAACCUCCAUUUGAUCUUUAGGGUUUUCAAAAAAGCUUUUCUGAGUAACUUUGAGAUUGACCUAGGUUGCUUAUUUAGCAGGUUACUUGUAUCAGUGGCAUUGCUAAUAGCUUCAGCUGAAACAACACAAUGGUGCAUGGUGGAGGCAGCAUCAUGCUAUGAUCCCGCUCCACCAUCGGCAUGGAUAUAAGCAAAUACUGUUUGAUGUAGCUGCCCAAAAAACUCAACACUAGUAUCAGAUAGGACAUAAAAUAUGAUGAGACCCAACUAACCUUAUCAUAAAAAUCCAUUUAUGCUAAAGAUGGGCCUGCAGACUCUUUACAUUAAAUGGUGCAAAGUGAAAAGGAUUUUUUUUAUGAAGGAUCUGUUUUGUAGCAUCUUUUAAAAUGGGUUAGUUUCUAACAUAACGUCAUUCUUUUGGAACCACUUUAUAAAGACAAAUGAUUUUUAUUAAUUUGGAAAUCUGUGUACAACUUCAUAAAGCGUCCAACAAAGAAGCUGUUUCUUCUCCACUUGUGCUGAAUGCUUAAUUCAAAUCAACAAUGGAAAAUCUGGUUCUGAGAAAAUACGAACGUUUCCAUCAAAUUGAUCAAGUGGGAAUCACGAGUAGCUCCUCUGAGGUGAAAGCUGAAAGAGAAAACAGCUAGUUAUAAUUCUUUGCUUACUUUUUGAUCUCAUUUUCUCUUGCGUGUUGCAGAUUGCUAAGACAGCCCUCUGUUCUGCUGCCUCCUCUCAUAAAAAACGUUCCUUAUAUUUUCUCUGGCAUCUGCCUGACUUUGAGCUAUAGUUCUGAUCAUUAGGUAAACCCAUCUUCCUCUCCUCUCAUGCAGUCUUCAAAUAAUCCUGGGUCUGAAUGCUAAAAAUGUAAUGAACUUCACGGUUCAUUGUGUCUGACAUUGCUUAAUUAAUGGGUGCAUUUAAAGUACGUAGGGCCUCUGCAAUUGAUUUAUAUGCAUGAUUUGCACAUACAGCUGUUGUUUCCUGUAGGAGACUCAUCACUCAAGAAAUGUUUGGGCUGAUAAUAGAUUUCAUAGGUGAGAUCAAGUCGUCCUGUCAGUCCUUCCAUGUAAAAGCAGAUUGUUCAGUAAAUGUUCAUACAUGAACAUUUACUGAACAAUCUGCUUUUAGAUUAUGAACAACUAGUAAUGAAAUCUGAAUUUUGUUCAAACAAUCUGUUUGAAUUAUUGCUUAACCAUUGCUUCAAUGGGAAUAUUUUGUCUCAUUUUACAUUAAUGGAUAAAUUAGACUUUUGUCUCUCCUCAUAUAAGGGACAAAAAUGGACACCAGCACAAGCAAUAAGUUGCCUGGGUGAUUUUUGUGGAAGUGAAAACUCAGAAAAUCACAUGUUUUAUUUAUAAAAGUAAAAUAUAUAUAUAAAUAUUAAAAAGCACAUUUUAUGUUGUCCAUCCAUACAUUUUCUCAGCUGUACUGCAGUUUGUUUUUUUAAAUAAAAUGAUACAAAAUGGU
This is a messenger RNA of Xiphophorus couchianus (Monterrey platyfish), 9607 nucleotides long. RefSeq names its product orofacial cleft 1 candidate 1 (gene ofcc1). NCBI's taxonomy places the organism in Eukaryota, Metazoa, Chordata, Actinopteri, Cyprinodontiformes, Poeciliidae. The record is from RefSeq and is a predicted model, not a curated record. Bases 570 to 3908 code for a protein of 1112 amino acids. The transcript has 27 exons.